Molecule: messenger RNA, 864 nt
Organism: Vanessa tameamea
Lineage: Eukaryota; Metazoa; Arthropoda; Insecta; Lepidoptera; Nymphalidae
Product: androgen-dependent TFPI-regulating protein-like
Exons: 5
Coding region: 92-811 (239 amino acids)
Cellular component (GO): endomembrane system; membrane
Source: RefSeq, a predicted model, not a curated record
GUGGGGUACCGUUAGAGUGACUGUGCGGUCGUAUUAACGAGUUCGUAUAUAAAAAAAAAUUAACGGCAGAGUGAAAGUGAUUAAGAUAAUCAUGUCGAAGGCAACAUAUCUUCGCAUAUUGGGGUACACGAUCACAAUAGCGAUGCACGUCGGCAACAUAGUGUACAUGAACUUUUGUAUGAAACGAGAACUGGCCGAUGAUCCCGAACUGACGACAUUUAGCCAUUUACAGCCUCGAUACUUUACUUGUUGGACAUUCUUUCUACAAAUUUUGUAUGCAGUGGUCGGCCUGACAAGCGAUUUUAAAUUAUUGUCGAAUACCAACAGGGAUUAUAAACCAUCUAAAUAUUUCCAAGGCUUUAAGAACACGCUGUUUAGUGCGAUAUUGUGGCCCUCAACUUGGGUUGUGACCAUUGUAUUUUGGUCAUUAUUCUUAUACGACAGAAAGCUGAUAUUCCCUAGUUUCGCGGAUAAAGUUGUCACUCCCCUUUCGAACCACAUAAUGCAUACCGCUAUCAUUGGCGUUGUGGUCUGGGAAGUGUGCUUCCAGCCCAGGACUGUGCCUGCAUCACACAAGCGAAAUCUUUAUCAUCUUGCCUUUCACUUGCUGUUAUAUUUUUCCAUAUUAACCUACACGUAUGUCGAACGGGGCAUAUGGAUCUAUCCUAUCUUUGGAUUGCUCUACGGAACGAUGUACUUCCCUCUACUGCCCGUGAUAAUAGGAGUACUAGCGGUCGCAUUUUAUUACUUACAAUGGACGCUGACUGAACUCAUAUGGGGCAGAAAAAAGAAAACCAUGAAAAUUAAAUGAUACAUCACGGGGCAUUUAUGUACUAACAAUUAUAAUUUGUUGUAAUUUUUUUU